AUGCGCGCGAACAUCAUCAUCCUGGCAGGGAGUGCCGCUGCCCUCACGGACAUCGAGCACAAGCCCUUCAUGCGCAAGAACAUCGAUCCGAUCGUAUACCCGGGGAAAUACAUAUCGCACAUGCACUCAUUUUACGGCUCCGAUACGCUAACCAAGGAUCUGCCAACCACAGCUGAGCUUCAGAAGGGCUGCCCGUCCGGGGAAAACCCCAACGAUAUGUCUGUAUACUGGGCGCCGACACUGUACUAUGUGAACGGUAACAACUACACGGAAAUCUACCCUGCUACGUUCAAGACCUACUAUGAACAGAUUGAUCAUGCGGAGAUCCCAUUCCCGACGGACUUCCAUGCCGUGGCUGGGAAUGCGUCCGCCACGAGCCAAGCGGACAUUGACGAAAAAGUCACUGCUAUCACAUGGUGGUGCGACGGCAACGGGCCCGAGGAUCGCAACACCCGGCCUCGCGCUGCCUUCCCACGGUCAACUUGUAGCGCACACUUGCAAACCAUCGUUCGAUUUCCCGAUUGCGUCGACCCCAAUAAGAUCACCGACUACACAUACGCUGCGCUCCACGGCGGAAGAUGCCCUAGCAAUAUGAAGCGGCUGCCUUCAUUGCGCUUUUCGGUCAGAUAUGACACACGCAGAGCGAUCCCACAAGGAUGGAAGGGUGUCCCACCCAUCAAACUUGCUUGCGGAGAGAUUGGCGACGGCUACUGCUUCCAUGGUGACUUUAUCAACGGCUGGUUUGAGGACGCAGGCAAGACCCUAUUGAAGGCAAAGGGCCAAGGUUUCAUGCGAAUUGAUGGAGCACAUGGUAGUGGAAAGGUCCCGUUCGGCAGCACCGGGUGCAAGACCAGGGAUCGGGACCCGGAGAAUGGCACGGACGACUACCACAAGAGUCUGGAGAUGAUGAAUGGUCAGAUGAAGUGA
This is a messenger RNA of Annulohypoxylon maeteangense, 927 nucleotides long. RefSeq lists its product as uncharacterized. Bases 1 to 927 code for a protein of 308 amino acids. The transcript has 2 exons. NCBI's taxonomy places the organism in Eukaryota, Fungi, Ascomycota, Sordariomycetes, Xylariales, Hypoxylaceae. The record is from RefSeq and is a predicted model, not a curated record.